This is a messenger RNA of Neltuma alba, 1140 nucleotides long. RefSeq names its product ethylene-responsive transcription factor ERN2-like. Bases 1 to 1140 code for a protein of 379 amino acids. Gene Ontology annotation, biological process: regulation of DNA-templated transcription. Gene Ontology annotation, molecular function: DNA-binding transcription factor activity; DNA binding. The transcript is spliced from 2 exons. The record is from RefSeq and is a predicted model, not a curated record. NCBI's taxonomy places the organism in Eukaryota, Viridiplantae, Streptophyta, Magnoliopsida, Fabales, Fabaceae.
AUGGCAAGGAGGAGGAAGGCUGUGGAAAUAGAGGGAGACGGAGGCAUGAAAUGGGAUGAGAUGGUGAAGGAAGCUGAAGCACUGGGAGUGGGCAGAAGGGCCAGGAAGCGUUUUGUUGGGGUCAGACAAAGGCCUUCAGGAAGAUGGGUUGCUGAGAUUAAGGAUACUAUUCAGAAGAUUAGAGUUUGGUUGGGAACUUUUGAUACUGCUGAGGAAGCAGCUCGAGCUUAUGAUGAGGCUGCUUGUCUCCUUCGUGGUGCCAACACUAGGACCAAUUUCUGGCCUUGCUCUCAUUCUUCUUCAACCCCUGUUCUUUCCUCUAAGAUCACGAAGCUCCUCCUUCAAAGGCUCAAAGCAAGGAACAACUCUUGCUUUGAUUAUUCUUCUUCUGAUUUCUCUUCCUCUGUUUCCCUUCUUUCUGAUCAGCAAGAAAAGCAGCAAGCAGAUUUGUACAAUGAAGCAGAAGCUGCGGAUUUUUCAGUUGACCAGUUGACUGAUUUCCUCAACGAUCCUGAAGACUACAUCGCAGGCAACAAUGGCUUUAAUCUGUUCACUGAUCACAGUACACAAGUCGAUUCCUUUACCAAUAGUCUUGAAUCAUGUCUGACUGAAACAGAUGAAUGCAGGGAAAGAGAAAUGGGGUUGGAAAAUGAAGUCAGAAAUGUUGCUGGCUGCAACUCAGGAGGGAAAAGAGAGGAAGAAAGUGAAGAGGAAAUGAUGCAUAUGGGUGUGCAGGAUUUUGAGUUUCUGGACAAGGUUGCACCGUCAUGUUACUAUUCACCUUUUGAGAUGGCUGAGGAGAUGGAGGAUCCUGUGGUGGAGGCAGAGAGCUACGGUGAUGAGCCUUCAAUGCUCAGAGCUGCCAUGAAGAGGAUGAAGUAUGAGAGGAAGUUCUCAGCUUCCCUUUAUGCAUUCAAUGGAAUACCUGAAUGCUUGAAGCUGAAGCUUGCAUCAGGAAACUCCAAGGGAAGAGGGGUUUCUGAUCAUUUAGCCGACCUUCAGAUGGCUUGUAACAUGGGACUCGUGGAAAGGAAAGAAGAAGAAAACCCAGAGGAGUGUUCUUCAUCUUCUACCGGUGGUGAUGGUGACUUGUUGCUUUGGAAUUCACUGGAUCUUCCUCCCAUAUGUUUCGUUAACUAA